Manis pentadactyla (Chinese pangolin) is the source of this 1026-nucleotide messenger RNA. Its product is annotated as putative olfactory receptor 14L1. Lineage: Eukaryota; Metazoa; Chordata; Mammalia; Pholidota; Manidae. Gene Ontology annotation, molecular function: odorant binding; olfactory receptor activity; G protein-coupled receptor activity. The record is from RefSeq and is a predicted model, not a curated record. Gene Ontology annotation, biological process: G protein-coupled receptor signaling pathway. Gene Ontology annotation, cellular component: membrane.
AUGGCCAAUGUCACUGUGCUGCUGAGUGAAUUCGUCCUCAUGGGAUUCUCCGACAUUUGGGAGCUGCAGGUCCUCCAUGCUGUGGUAUUCUUUCUCAUCUACCUGACGGCUCUGAUUGGCAACCUGCUCAUCAUUCUUCUUAUCACGUUGGACCAGCACCUCCACAGUCCUAUGCACUUUUUUCUGAGGACACUGUCGUUGUUAGAUGUGUGCUUCAUCUCUGUCACAGUUCCCAAGGCCAUCACUCAAUCUUUGACCCAGAAUAGCUCAAUAUCAUUCCUGGGCUGUGCAGUGCAAGUUUUCUUGGUUGUUCUGUUUGCCUGUGCAGAGCUGGCCUUGCUCACAGUGAUGUCCUAUGACCGGUAUGUAGCCAUGUGUCACCCCCUACAUUAUCAGGUCAUGAUGAGGAAAGGAGCCUGUGAGAAGAUGGUGGCUGCCUCCUGGUUCAGUGGGGCUGUCUCUGGCUUCUUGAACACUUCUGUGACCUCGUUACCAUUCUGUUGGUCAGAUGUCAUCCAUCAGUUCUUCUGUGAGAUCCCCUCAUUACUCAGACUCUCUUACUCAGAGAGGUUCCUUGCUGAGAUUGGAGCCAUAAUUGCCACAACCUCCUUGGGUAUCCUGCGGUUCACUUCCAUCCUGGUUUCUUAUCCCUACAUCUUCUCCACAGUUCUGAGGAUACCAUCGGUGGAAGGCAGGUCAAAAGUCUUCUCAACAUGCAUUCCUCAUCUCGUGGUUGUUAUCGUUUUCCUCAGUACAGGGUCCAUCACCUACCUUAAGCCAACGUCAGAGUCCCCUUCUAUUUGGGAUCUGAUUGUGUCUGUCUUCUACACUGUGGCACCACCAACAUUGAAUUCCAUUGUCUAUAGCCUGAAGAACAGGGACAUGCAAGCUGCCUUCUGGAAAAUGCUGAGAAAGACUGUCUUCAUACACAGAAACAACAAGAGCAAUAACAACAACACAGCUACUUCGCUCAGUUCAGGCAAACGUAAAGCCAAUUCAGUUAGCAACAGCCAUCCUCCUAUUUAA